UCCGCGGGACUUGUGCGGCCUGCACUUCAGUCCCAUCGCGGGACGAGGGGGGUCACCGGAGGUCUGCGCGGGCCUGGGAGGGCGACAGUCAGAGGGAAAUCUGGCCCGAACCCACCAGGCUACGCGGCAGCCGCCCUAGGCCUUUAGAACUGGUCCCAGGGGGCGCGGGCGUGGAUGCCAACUGGACCCACUGAGAUACGGUGGCCAGAGCAGGGUCCACAACCUGAAUGGCGUGGACAGUACCUGAUGCUCCAGAGACCAUGAGAUCUGGUACCGAGAGGUGAAAUCGAGGCAGCAGCGCAGGAGCGGGGAUGGAUGGACUCCUGGUCACCGCCGUCUCCCGGGGCUCCGAGUUGGGAGAAGCCUGGAUACGUGAAGAUCACUUCAAGGAGCGACAGGAAAACCAGGAAGGCAGCUUGAAGCCAGGGGCCCAUGAGGAAGACUUCUCUGGGGACAGUGCCCCAGACAGUGAUGACUUUGGCGAUGUCCCAGGAACCAGACCAAGUCCUCCCAUUUCCCAGGCCACCCACGGGCCCCAGAGGCGCGGUGCACAGGGAAAGAGCGCAAAGGUUGCAGCAACCAGGGCCCCCGGGGAACCUUGGAAGUGUGAGGACUGUGGCAAGACCUUCCGCUACUGCUCCGCGUUCACCCUGCACCGCAGGACGCACACCGGGGAAAAGCCAUUUGCGUGCCCAGAGUGUGGGCGCUCCUUCAGCCAGCGCGUGCACCUGACCCUGCACCGGCGCGUGCACACUGGCGAGCGGCCGCACACCUGCGACAAGUGCGGCAAGGCCUUCAGCCAGGGCUCCUACCUGGCGGCGCACUGGCGCACGCACACAGGCGAGCGGCCGCACGCGUGUCCUGACUGUGGCAAGGCCUUCGUGCGCCCCUCGCACCUGGCACAGCACCGGCUCGUGCACACAGGCGAGCGGCCCUUCGCCUGUGGCCAGUGUGCAAAAGCCUUCCGCAGCCGCGCGGCCCUGCUCGAGCACCAGCGCGUGCACACCGGAGAGAAGCCGUUUGCCUGCGCCCAGUGCCCCAAGGCCUUCCGCUUUUCCUCUGCGUUGCUGCGCCACCGGCGCACACACACGACCGAGCGGCCCUACGCUUGCGGUCAGUGCACCAAAGCCUUCACACAGGUGGCGCACCUGGCGCAGCACCGGCGAGUGCACACCGGUGAGAAGCCCUACACUUGCUCGGAGUGCGGUGCGCCCUUCAGCCAGAGUGCCUCGCUGGCCGAGCACCGGCGCAUCCACACGGGUGAGAAGCCUUUCGUGUGCACACAGUGUGGCAAGGCCUUCACGCAGGUGUCGCACCUGAGUCAGCACCGACGUGUGCACACGGGUGAGCGGCCCUAUCGGUGCGGGGACUGCGGCCGCGCCUUCAGCAACCGCUCGCACCUGGCGCAGCACCACCUGGUGCACACCGGCGCCAGGCCCUACAGGUGCCUGGAGUGCGGAUCCGCCUUCAGCCACGUGUCCUCCUUCCUCGAGCACCAGAAGAUUCACACGGGCGAGAAGCCCUUCCGGUGCGGGGACUGCGGCAAGGCCUUCAGCCAGGGAUCUGCACUCACGCUGCACCGCCGCAUACACACCGGGGAGCGGCCCUACACAUGCCCGGAGUGCGGCAAGGCCUUCCGCAACCGCGCCUACCUGAUCCAGCACCAUAUUGUACACACCGGGGAGCGGCCCUACGAGUGCUGCGGCUGUGGCAGGGCCUUCAGCUUCUCCUCUGCCCUCAUCCGGCACCAGAGGACGCACGCGGACAAGAAGUCCCCCCAGCGCAGCCUGUUCAAGGAUAGCACUGCCCAGCCGCCACACCUGACUGGAUGCCUGCACUCUCUCGGGAACGGGAAGCCUGUUAGCAGUAGUGACCCUGCAAAAACCUCCGAGGACCAGCAGAAUAAGAGCUGAGGGUUCACGGGGCCUCCCGGACCAGGCACUGUGCUGAGCGUGUUUAAGCCUGAUUUUCCACCCCAUGGCACUGGGGGUAGAUGCCGUCUCAGCCCUGUGCUGCCUGUGAGGACUUGAGGCUCAGAGAACCUUCAAUGACUUGCCCAGGGUCACGCAGGGAGGAUGUCACAAGGCUGGGACUGCACCCCUCCCUGACCCCUCCUCCCCACCAACUCUCUCAGUUAUAAACAUCACCCACCAAAGCAGUCCCAAAUAAGUAUCUGUGGGUCUCUGGCUGGCCUUAUAAUUGUUGAAAUCAUGAUGGCGCAGGCAUUUGUUCAGUAAAUUCAUGAAAGGUUCAUGCUCUUUGGUGAGGGCCUGGGAGGAGGGAGUGUGCCUUGUUUACUUCCAGCAUCUGCUGGACAGGCCUGGCACACAGUAUUUCCUCAGGAAGCGCUGGGUGACUGAACGAACAGUUGUACAUCCCAGCACCGGCCUUGAAAUCGUUCAGAGGUGGGGAUGACAUGCCGUACUUGCUGUGUAUAAUGCGCUCCAUUGUGUAAUGUGCGCCUACAUUUUUGUGCGCAUUACACACAGGAUGAUUAUGCCUGUGAUAUGAAUCAUUAUACCCACAUAUAAUGUGCAUCUUUAUUUUUCCCUCAAAAAUUUGAGCACAUUAUAUACAGCAAAAUAUGGUAGUUGCUUCCUCCUAUGUACCCCAGAUGUCACCCAUCCCAGGCCUCAGCACACAGUAGGUCCUGUCCUCAGUAGAUAUAAAUUUAAUAGGCCAGGUAAAUGAGUGAAUAGUAGGCCAGCAUCCUCAGUACCAGCCCUGAAUCCCCUUUGACAGACACCACACAUUCUGGUUCUUUUCUGUGACUCAAACUUGGUUGAGCCCGGGCCUCCGCACAUAGUAGGUCCUCCAGAAGUGCUGGGGGCACUGAAUAAAUAUUUAUACAUCCCAGCAUCAGCCUUGGAGUCACUCAGGGGUGGGGACAACAGUCGUUUCCUCCCUAUUCCACAGACUUGGCCCAGCUCAAGCCUCAGGAGAUAUAAAUUAACAGGUCAAGGCCCCAGGUGCUGUGACUCCGUUGAUUGGACAUUGGUCUGCAAACAUAAAAGUUGCUGGUUCGAUUCCCAGUCAGGGCAUGUGUGUGGGUUGUUAGUUUGGUCCCCAAUCAGGUUGCUUACAGAACACAGCUAAUUUAUGUUUCUCACAUCAAUAUUUCCUUCUCCCUCCUCC
This is a messenger RNA of Phyllostomus hastatus (greater spear-nosed bat), 3135 nucleotides long. It is a transcript of the gene ZNF835, whose product is annotated as zinc finger protein 835. Bases 312 to 1913 code for a protein of 533 amino acids. Gene Ontology annotation, molecular function: RNA polymerase II cis-regulatory region sequence-specific DNA binding; DNA-binding transcription factor activity, RNA polymerase II-specific. Gene Ontology annotation, biological process: regulation of transcription by RNA polymerase II. The transcript is spliced from 3 exons. The record is from RefSeq and is a predicted model, not a curated record. NCBI's taxonomy places the organism in Eukaryota, Metazoa, Chordata, Mammalia, Chiroptera, Phyllostomidae.